AUGCCUCAUCAGAUCUCUCCCAGUCCUUACGCCGACGACCGCGAAUGCUCGGUCGCCGAGCUUCAGACCAUCUCGUUUGCAAAGCUCGCCAGCUGCGACCCUGAAGAGCAGCACAGACUCAUGAUUGCUGCCGAGCAGGAUGGUUUCUUCUAUCUCAACAUCUCGGAUUUGGAAAGCAAAGGCCUCUGGAGUGAUUACCAAGGUGUCUUGGAUGUCAUGGCGUCUUGGUUCGAGACUCCGAUGGAAGAGAAGGUCAAGUUUGCAUAUGGGUCUGACGUUCAAGGCUACAAGCCUUUGGGACUCCAGACCGGCGCUACUGAGAAGUCCAAAGAUGGAUUUGAGACUUUGAGGGUUGCUCAGCAGGGCCUCGAUUGGACAGUCAAGCCUCUUCCAGGACAAGUCCUGGCAUCCAAGGAGCUCUUCAAUGACUUCAUCAACAAGUCUCGCAUGCACGUCCUCAGCAUCUUGUCUUCUCUCUCCGAUGCGACUGGUCUCGAAGGCGAGGAAAGAUAUGAACGCUCCCACCGCGACGAUGGUCCCUCGAACUCGUCCAUGACUUUCCACCGCUACCCAUCUCGCAAAGUCCGCGACAGUGACAACGUCGGACACAACAAGCAUACAGACAUCUCUUCCAUCGCCUUCCUUUUCGCCCAACAAUGGGGUCUACAGGUACCUGCUCGUGGUGCACAACCGGAAGAUGAUGCCUGGGAUUGGGUCCAACCCAAGGCUGGUCACGCUAUCUGCAACGUUGGCGACUCGCUCCGCUUCCUGUCCGGCAUGCGCUUCCGCUCCGUUCUGCACCGUGUUAUGCCUGUCGCCGAGAUGGAACAUUCGCACAGAUACUCAAUCGCCUAUUUCUGCCGCCCUGUUCAUGGAACCAUGUUCCGCGACUCCGAGGGCAGAAUGAUCUCUUGCGACACUUGGUUCUCUCACAAGUUUGACAUCUACCGUGCUACCCACGAAGAGCAGCGCAAGAACACCAUUCUCACUGGUGGAAUUGAGAGCGCUGAGAGCCGUUCCAGGAUUCACAGCUCGGUCGUGGUCUGA
Messenger RNA from Aureobasidium pullulans EXF-150, 1047 nucleotides. Its product is annotated as putative 2OG-Fe(II) oxygenase family oxidoreductase. Lineage: Eukaryota; Fungi; Ascomycota; Dothideomycetes; Dothideales; Saccotheciaceae. The record is from RefSeq and is a predicted model, not a curated record. The transcript is spliced from 3 exons. Bases 1 to 1047 code for a protein of 348 amino acids. Gene Ontology annotation, molecular function: dioxygenase activity.